AGGAGGAAAGAGUAACACCCCAGGGCAAUCCCUAAGUCUAAGAUAGUCUAAGCAUAAUGUCGAGUGCCUCCAUGGCAGAGUCUGACUGGGACCUUCUGGACGCAAGUGCUGCCAGUGACUGGGAACUCUUGUCCCACACUCGUUGGGCGGAUGAUGAUGCCCGAUCUGUGGCCACUGACACCACGGACAUCACGGAUGUCUCUGAGAUCUCUAGCGCCACGUUGUGUACUUUACGUGGCUGGCCGGCCUUGGCACGUGCACAUCGUGCACACCGUGCACAUCGUGACUUGGACGAAUCUCAGAGCUACAAAGAUGCGUUGCUCCAAGGCGGUGGCGGCCUGGAGGGAGACAAGGCUUCGGAGAUGGCCAAAGGCCCAUCCCGACUGCCCGGUGUCUUUGUGAAUGGCUACCGUAAAAAAACACGGCCACUUCCAGCCAUUGAUGAAGAAAUGGAUGCAGAUGAAGAGUGGUGGCUGCGAAAGGGUCUAGGCUCUUUGUUAGCCAAACGUCGCUGGAAAUUUGAUCGUCGACCAGUCUUCUGCAAUGAGGAGAGGCGCCAAGGCUUUGGAAGACAGCAACCAACCUGGGAGUAUGAAUUUGGCCAGUCAGCGGAAGGUUACUGUGCUCCAGAGGAUGAUGAUGACGACCUAUGACGACCUAUGAAGAGCCAAGAGCUCGAAAAGUUAGAACCAGUGAGGCCCCUUGAAAGUCGCACAGUCCAUCUGAUGGAACAAUCUUCAGGGGUGCCCAGUGGGCUCUUUCGGCUGGUCCAAAUCUGUUUGCAUUGCUAGGCUCGGGCGAAUGAACCAUGCAGCUAGGUUUCGCCUGUAAUUCGCAGCAAGGUCCUGAGACGAUGCUGCUGAAAACUCUUCCUUCGAUUCGGCAGUGUGGCAAUGUGGCGAGCGUGUAGCCAUGUGUAGCCCUCACACAAGACCCAAUGCUUCUGCGAUGUACAUAGUUUCAACACGUGCGAUGAAAGGCAGAGCUGAGGU
Molecule: messenger RNA, 992 nt
Organism: Cladocopium goreaui
Lineage: Eukaryota; Dinophyceae; Suessiales; Symbiodiniaceae
Source: the annotation of a GenBank genome assembly